AUGGCGUCUAUCAAAGCCAACGCACGCAAGGUGGUAUGCAUUGGUCGUAAUUACGCUGAUCACAUCAAAGAGCUCAACAACACUCGCCCCAAGAACCCGUUCUUCUUUCUCAAGCCGACCUCAUCCAUACUCCCACCUCCGCAUAGCAACACACCAAUCCUGCUACCUAGAAACGUCAACGUACACUACGAAGUUGAGCUUGGUAUAGUGAUAGGCAAGCCUGCGCACAACCUUCAUAUUCCGAGCAGUCUACCUGAUGAGGACGCAAUGGCAAAAGCACUGCCUUAUAUCAAGAGCUAUUUUAUCGGCAUAGACCUUACAGGACGGAACCUUCAAGAGGCAGCGAAGAAGAGUGGUCUACCAUGGACCACAGCAAAAGGAUUUGAUACCUUCCUACCCAUAUCGAACGAGAUCCCUAGGGACAGAAUCCCUGACCCGCACAAUGCACGGAUUUGGCUCAGUGUCAACGGGGAGAAGAAGCAAGAUGAUAACACGAAUCUGAUGUUGUUCAGGAUACCACGGAUAUUGAGCGAGAUCAGCAGAGUCAUGACACUCGAGGAAGGAGAUCUUGUCAUAACGGGUACCCCGAAAGGCGUUGGAUCGAUUGUGGCUGGUGAUCGCGUGGAAUGCGGGAUUGAGGUUCAGGGGAGCAAAGUAGAGGAGGGCAGUAUUGAAAUCGGAGUUGAAGAUGCGGCAGGACCAGAAGAUGGCGGUUACGAUUUUGCACGGCUGUGA
Molecule: messenger RNA, 735 nt
Organism: Lithohypha guttulata
Lineage: Eukaryota; Fungi; Ascomycota; Eurotiomycetes; Chaetothyriales; Trichomeriaceae
Exons: 2
Coding region: 1-735 (244 amino acids)
Cellular component (GO): mitochondrion
Molecular function (GO): acetylpyruvate hydrolase activity
Source: RefSeq, a predicted model, not a curated record